AUGUUUGAUUGUAAACUAUUAAUAAGUUUAGUUCAGGAACGUGAAGAAUUAUGGAAUAAAAAAUGUAAACAUUAUAAAAAUGUAAUUAUUCGAAAGAAACUGUGGAAUGAAAUAGCUACAAAAAUGCAAUCUCCAAGUGAAAUUAUUAAGCGCAAAUGGAGAAACAUGCAAGAUACGUAUACAAAAAUUUACAAAUCAUAUCAUUCAUUAGAAUCUAACUCUGAUUAUUUUAAACCACAAUGGAAAUAUUAUGAUUUGAUGUCUUUUUUAAAAGACAUGAAAAAUGUUAGUACAACGGUAUGCAAAUUAAAUAUUCAGAAAACUACUAAACCUCAAAAGCUAGAAAAACAUGAUAACAUUUCUACACCGACUGAAAUAUAUUUUAGUGACAGUAUAAAAAAUGUUGAUUUAAACAAAUCUAACAAAUCAUCUGACAGUUUUCAUGAGAUUUACCAUCAAAAACCAUCAAAUAAGGAUGAAUUUAAAAAUGAUGUGGACAUCGAUUUCCAAACCUCUGAGAGCCUUGAGCAGCAUCAUUCUAAUACUAUUACAUCAAAUAUUCAAAACAAUGAAGAUCCUGAGGAAGAUGAAAAUUUUCAUUACUUAAUGAGCCUUUUGCCUUAUUUACAAGAAGUUCCUAAACAUCGGAGAUUAUCAGUAAUGUGUAAAUUGCAAAAAGUGUUUUUGGAUGAACAGGGAGAAAAAUAUGAUUAG
Messenger RNA from Myzus persicae (green peach aphid), 714 nucleotides. RefSeq lists its product as uncharacterized. Gene Ontology annotation, cellular component: nucleus; transcription regulator complex. The record is from RefSeq and is a predicted model, not a curated record. The coding region runs from base 1 to 714 and encodes 237 amino acids. Gene Ontology annotation, biological process: regulation of transcription by RNA polymerase II. Gene Ontology annotation, molecular function: DNA binding. The transcript has 2 exons. Lineage: Eukaryota; Metazoa; Arthropoda; Insecta; Hemiptera; Aphididae.